Chenopodium quinoa (quinoa) is the source of this 1723-nucleotide messenger RNA. Its product is annotated as dehydrodolichyl diphosphate synthase 2-like. NCBI's taxonomy places the organism in Eukaryota, Viridiplantae, Streptophyta, Magnoliopsida, Caryophyllales, Amaranthaceae. The transcript is spliced from 3 exons. Gene Ontology annotation, biological process: plastid membrane organization; polyprenol biosynthetic process; response to cold. Gene Ontology annotation, cellular component: chloroplast stroma. The record is from RefSeq and is a predicted model, not a curated record. Bases 499 to 1365 code for a protein of 288 amino acids.
UAAACAUAGUAGGAUUUUGUAGGCCAUACAUCAUACACGAAGUAUUGGCACUAUAUAUACUAGUUAAAGACAAGUACAAGAAUGAUGAAAAAAACAACCAUCACCGCUUGAGCUGAUUACCAACCAAAAAUAUAUAGAGUAUGACCUGAGUGAUGCUACACAUACAAUGGUUGUAUGUGGUAGCCCACAUACAAUACUAUUGUAUGUAUGCCACAUCAAAGGGGAGAAAAAAAAUAAGUGGGAAAUAAGAUUAGGAAAGUGGACCCCAAAAUACAAACCAAUCAAAUGCUGUUAACAAUGGUUGUAUGUAGGCCAUCACAUACAACCAUUGUAUGUGUAGCCUUUUCCGUAUGACCUACAACAAUAAUUUCACAAUUAUAUUCCAACAACUCCACCACUCAUUUAUUAGUCAAUUACUCAACAUAAUUCCAACAAUAGCAAAGCAAAGUUGAGUCAAUAAAUUCAAAUAAAAAAAAGUUAAAUAAAAAAAGGCCAAAAAUGCAAAGAUUGGUACAAUUUGGUACAUGUUUCAAGCACAAGCCUAGCCUUAAUUACUUGUGUUUUACCCAAAACAACUCAAGCUAUUGCUCAAAAAUAGUUGUACUUGGAAACAACAAUAAACACAUCUACCAAAAUGAUGAAAAAUACUUAGAGGUUGAUCUUAAGAAAGAGCUUAUUCCAAAACAUGUUGCAAUAAUAUUAGAUGGUAGUAGGAGGUGGCUUAAGGCUCAAGGAAAACCUCUAAAUUAUGAUCCCUUCUUUGAAGUUAACACCCUCUUUGCUGACCUUUGUCUUAAAUGGGGUGUUUCUACUGCCACCACUUUUAUGUAUUCUUUCAAAAACCUACAAAGAGGACAAGAGGCCAGUGAUCUAUUGUUUGAGCAGCUUGAAAAAUAUUUAGAGAGUAAUCUGCAGAAUUUUGUAAGGAAAGAAAUUAAAGUUUCGAUGAUUGGAGAAAGAUUGCUACUCCCCAAAUCUUUACAAGACAUUAUAAAACAAGUGGAAGAAGUAACAAGAACAAAGCACACAAAUAAGUUGGAGUUGAUGUUAGCAAUAUGUUAUUCAGGGACUAGAGAUAUAUUGCAAGCUACUAGGAACAUUUGUGAAAAGGUUAAGGCUGGGGUGAUCGAACCCAAAGCUAUCGACGAGACCUUGUUUGAUCAAGAGCUAUGGACUCGUGGCGCGCCUCACCCUGAUCUGCUCAUCCGAACUGGUGGUCGCCUCCGUGUUAGUGAUUAUUUGGUGUGGCAGUUAGCCCAAACCGAGCUCUACUUCUCCCAAGUUCCCGCACCGGAAUUUGGAGAAGCUGAGUUCCUCCAAGCCUUGCGCUCUUUUCAGCAAAGGGAAAGGACAUUUGGAAAGUGAUCAUAUGUUCUAAUUUGCAUAAAAUGUUGCUCGUAUUAAAUUGAAAAAGGACGUCAAGAAGUAAAGUCUCAAGGGAUACAACUCACUAACCAAAAGGAUUUAUUGUGAGAAACUACCUAUUAUAAGCCAUUUUUUCGGAGAAACAACCUUAUAAAAAAAUGAUGUAAGAAACUAAGAACCUACCUAUUUCCUCCGUUUUUUUAGUUGACACCGUUUGACUUUUACACUAUUCACACAAUACAUUUUGACUCGCUUUUGUGGUUUAUAGAUAUGAUAAAAUAUAUUCAUGUGUAAUCUUGUUUGAACUUUUCAAUGUAUAUAUUUUUUUUUUAUUAAUAUUCACUUUUUUUUUGGGAAA